Dipodomys spectabilis (banner-tailed kangaroo rat) is the source of this 2117-nucleotide messenger RNA. RefSeq names its product kelch domain containing 8B (gene Klhdc8b). The transcript has 8 exons. Gene Ontology annotation, molecular function: protein binding. Lineage: Eukaryota; Metazoa; Chordata; Mammalia; Rodentia; Heteromyidae. The coding region runs from base 373 to 1446 and encodes 357 amino acids. The record is from RefSeq and is a predicted model, not a curated record.
UGGAACGGGCUGGACCGCCCCCCACGCCCCACUUUCUCCCCAUCCACCCAGUGCCUUGGUGACAACAGAGACCACCCCCCACCCCGUAGGAAAAUGCCCUGGACCCUCUUGGGACCCUUCAUUAAAUCAGUUUCCCCUCUGGAUCCAACCUGCUGGCCUGGGCAAACCCAUCUGAGCCUCCUGAGCAGCUAGGAUUACAGGCGUGAGCCACUGGGGGCUCCGCUGGCCUUGGUCUUUUGCUGGUGAAGAAGCCACAGUCGUGGACUAACGGUUACACACUCCCUGCAGCGCUAGUAGAAUCCAAAUGUGGCCUCAUCACAUUCUCCUAGUGAGGUUCGUCGCCUGAGAAGAGAGCAUGGCUUGCCACUGGCCAUGAGCAACAUGGCUGCGGGUGGUGGCCGGGCCUUUGCUUGGCAGGUGCUUCCUCCCAUGCCUACUUGCCGUGUCUAUGGUACAGUGGCCCACCAAGAUGGACACCUGUUGGUGUUGGGGGGCUGUGGCCGGGCUGGAUUACCUCUGGACACUGCCGAGACUUUGGACAUGGCCUCACACACAUGGCUGGCGUUGGCACCCCUGCCCACUGCCCGGGCUGGUGCGGCCGCUGUGGUUCUGGGGAAGCAGGUGCUCAUGGUGGGCGGGGUGGAUGAGCUCCAGAGCCCAGUAGCUGCGGUGGAAGCCUACCUGGCCGAUGAAGGCCGCUGGGAGCGUCGGGCUACCCUGCCUCAAGCAGCCAUGGGAGUGGCCACGGUGGAGAGAGAUGGUUUGGUGUAUGCUCUAGGGGGAAUGGGCCCUGACACAGCUCCCCAGGCCCAGGUACGAGUCUAUGAACCCCGCCGAGACUGCUGGCUUUCGCUCCCCUCCAUGCCCACUCCCUGCUACGGGGCCUCUACCUUCCUGCAUGGGAACAAGAUCUAUGUCCUGGGAGGCCGCCAAGGCAAGCUCCCAGUGACUGCUUUCGAAGCUUUUGAUUUGGAGGCCCGUACCUGGACCCGACAUCCAAGCCUGCCCAGCCGCCGGGCCUUCGCUGGCUGUGCCAUGGCUGAAGACAAUGUGUUCAGCUUGGGGGGUCUGCAGCAGCCCGGGCCCCACAAUUUCUACUCUCGUCCACAUUUUGUCAACACUGUGGAGAUGUUUGAUCUGGAGCAUGGAUCCUGGACCAAACUUCCCCGUAGUCUACGCAUGAGGGAUAAGAGAGCUGAUUUUGUGGUUGGCUCCCUUGGGGGCCACAUCGUGGCUAUUGGGGGCCUUGGGAAUCAGCCAUGCCCUCUGGGCUCUGCAGAGAGCUUCAGUCUUGCCCGAAGGCGCUGGGAGGCACUGCCUGCUAUGCCCACAGCCCGCUGCUCCUGUUCUAGCCUCCAGGCUGGGUCCAGGCUGUUUGUGAUUGGCGGUGUGGCCCAGGGUCCCAGCCAAGCUGUAGAAGCACUAUGUCUGCGAGAUGGAGUCUGAAGGACUGGUGGGACCGGUUCAUUGGAGCAGCUCAGGGGAAGCAGGUGUCUGACUCCUUUUGUAGCGGAGGGAGCUCUCUGUGGCUGUGUGGGGGUGCAGGAAGCACUAGAGGUAGGCACUGAGGCACACAGCCUUCCGUGAUUGGGGUUGGAGAGCUUUUGUCAUUAGCAUAGUCUACUCACACUCCCUUUACCACCGUCUAGUCAUGAACCAUACCUAGCUCAGCUGUUCUCCUAGAAACUACUUAGACCCUCUAUCCAACUGGGAAGUGGGGAGAGAGGAAAGCUGGCCUUAAACCCUAUUCCCCGACCCCCCACAACACCCUAAUCAUACAGUUGAUGAGGCCUACCCCAGUGGCCAUUCCUGAAAAUUUUUCAACUGUUGACCCGCCUCGAGGGUCUUAGUAGAUCCAAUGAGUGUUCAGAGUAGUGGGGGACAGAGAUGAAUGGAAGACAGGAUGUGGGAAACUACCAGAGGGCCAGGGGAAUGCUGGCUUUGAGGCCUUCCACACUGAUGCUUUGUAUGACUUUGGGGCAAGUCAUUCUGUGUCUCAGUGUCCUCAUCUUUAUAAAUGGGGAUCUCUGAAACCUUCCUGCCCUACCUACCUCACGGGGCUGUUGUGAGGAACCAGGGAGUUUGGAUGUAGAAGUAAAAAUACUGCUAAAAUCUGA